GGACAAACGUUUGACAGGAAGUGAAGUUCGAAUGAAUGGCGGCGACACAAUAUUAUCAAUUUAGCCUGUUUUACUGAUAUUCCGCUGGUUUUAAUCUACUUAUUUCAAGGCAUGCAGAUUUAAGACUAGUGUGAUAAUUUUUACAGUGUAAAGUAUGGAUAUCAUUGAUGAUUUAGUGGUAGUUGUGAGACUGAUUUUAGAUUACAUUGGAAUUGAUCCAGAAGAUGUGAGAGCUUUAUUAGAAGAAUUGAAUGCUAGGAGAAGAGUGAGGUUUUAUCAAACUCGUCAUGCUAUCACCUAUAAUUGGAAUCAUGUUGUUUCCUUUCGUCAGCGUACAAUCAACAGAGUAAAUAAAAUACAAUCAGAUGUACGACACAAAAGUUUGAUGAGAAUCAUAGGGUCAUAUAUAUCAAUGAAACCUGUUAAAAGAGUAAGAAUACAGAAUCACUUGUUACAGUCUCGGUAUCCUAAAUACAUGUAUGACAGUGAUAGUGACGAUUCUGUUAUAUCAACGACAAGUCUUGGAACAUCUACAGAUGAUGAUGUUGUCUGGGUGGAGGAAGAGUUAGGUGACAACUGUGUCAGGAUUAGAGCACAGAAAAGGAAACACUUUGAAAAUGAUGCUGCUCUUGAUGAGUUAGAUGCUGAUUUAUGUAUAUCUCGACCCAGCUUAUCUCCUAUGAGUUCUACUAUGAUAUCCUCAGUGUCUACACGACAAGAUCCUGAGCAGACACAGAAGUUAUCAGUGAUGGAAGAAGAGCUAAAUAACUUACGACUACAGAUAGCCAUGCUGGUGGAAGCUCAAGAACAGAUCAAUAAAUCUCAUAUACCGGUACCUCCACAGUCUUUCCAAGAAGAAAGGUUACCAAUAGAGGAUAAUGUACCAGUGCCACCACCUUGUCCAAUUGCCCCUCCCCCACCACCACCACUCCCAGCAACAAAGCAGUCAACACCAAUUGUUACCCAGACUGCAACAGAAAAACAGACAAUAGUGCUACAGACAAUACAAGACAACAGAAAUAGUACUCCUGAAAAUCCCCCAAAACAGGCAACAUUGACAGAUGUCCUGAAAGGUCUUGGAAGUGUGAAACUGAAAAGUAUUCAAAGGUCUCCUGGAGGAACACCAUUAAAACCAAGAAGACGAGAAUCUAAUAAUGAUCCUGCAUCAGUGAUAGCUCAAGCUUUGAAAAAGAAAUUUGCCAAUCAAAUAAUCAACAGUCCAGAUGUUGAUAAGGAAAAUGACAGUUUUAAUUUCAGUUCUCCAGAACCAAAUAGCCCUUUUAAUAUUGGGUCAGGUCACAGAAGAAUCAGAAAGAGAUCUGUGUUGUUUGACGACAAGAAUAGACUGUCUGGACCACUAAGAUUAUAGACUUAAAAUGAAGGAUUAAUUGUUUUUAUCAGUGAUAUUGUCAAUUGUGCUCAAUUUUAAUAAACAGUUUUUAUUAUAUCUAUAA
Molecule: messenger RNA, 1454 nt
Organism: Mytilus californianus (California mussel)
Lineage: Eukaryota; Metazoa; Mollusca; Bivalvia; Mytilida; Mytilidae
Product: mitochondrial fission regulator 2-like
Exons: 9
Coding region: 155-1369 (404 amino acids)
Biological process (GO): aerobic respiration; mitochondrial fission
Cellular component (GO): mitochondrion
Source: RefSeq, a predicted model, not a curated record